This is a messenger RNA of Gavialis gangeticus (Gharial), 5769 nucleotides long. RefSeq names its product potassium voltage-gated channel interacting protein 1 (gene KCNIP1). The record is from RefSeq and is a predicted model, not a curated record. The transcript has 8 exons. Gene Ontology annotation, cellular component: voltage-gated potassium channel complex. The coding region runs from base 340 to 990 and encodes 216 amino acids. Gene Ontology annotation, biological process: regulation of potassium ion transmembrane transport. NCBI's taxonomy places the organism in Eukaryota, Metazoa, Chordata, Crocodylia, Gavialidae. Gene Ontology annotation, molecular function: calcium ion binding; potassium channel regulator activity; transmembrane transporter binding.
GGAACGAGAGGAAGAAUUAGCUUGUGUGUUUAUGUGGCUGUGCUCCAGUAAAUAUUUUGAUGCAUCUGCUGCCAGUUCUGGUCUGAGGGAAUCUACCUAGCAUUUAAAUUUUGAUGGGGAGCUGUUUUGAAUAAUAACAGUGCAGCCGGCUGUGAGUCAGUGCAUGUGUGUUGACUGAAAAAAAUCUCAAAGCUUAACGCUUGCUGAAUGCUGAGCUGCAGUGCUUUGCUUUUUCCCUCCUCCUUUUUCUAGUAGAUAUUCCAAAUAGAUUUUGGUUCAUUGAGGGGUGGGGGGAGGAACCCAAACAAAACCCCCCAAAACUCACAAGUAGCUUUUGAAAUGGGUGCAGUAAUGGGUACAUUCUCUUCUCUACAAACCAAACAAAGAAGACCUUCGAAAGAUAAAAUUGAAGAUGAAUUAGAAAUGACAACAGUGUGCCACCGGCCUGAAGGACUGGAACAGCUUGAAGCACAAACCAAUUUCACAAAGAGAGAACUUCAAGUGCUUUACAGAGGAUUUAAAAAUGAAUGUCCUAGUGGGGUUGUUAAUGAAGAGACAUUCAAACAGAUCUAUGCACAGUUUUUUCCACACGGAGAUGCUAGUAUGUAUGCCCAUUAUCUCUUUAAUGCAUUUGAUACUGCACAGAAUGGAUCAGUGAAGUUUGAGGAUUUUGUGACGGCGCUAUCAAUUUUGUUGCGAGGAACAGUUCAUGAAAAGCUAAGGUGGACAUUUAAUCUGUAUGACAUAAAUAAAGAUGGAUAUAUAAACAAGGAGGAAAUGAUGGAUAUAGUAAAGGCAAUUUAUGAUAUGAUGGGGAAGUACACAUAUCCAGUGCUCAAGGAAGAUGCUCCAAGACAGCAUGUAGAAGUUUUCUUCCAGAAAAUGGAUAAAAACAAAGAUGGCGUUGUAACUUUAGAUGAGUUCAUUGAAUCAUGUCAGGAGGAUGACAAUAUCAUGCGGUCCUUACAGCUCUUUGAGAACGUCAUGUAACAGCAUCUGGAGAAUGGUGCAGGAAUCAGAGACUUUGUACGUAAUGAAAACCUCCUUUCUGGGCAAAAGCUUUUUACAACUCGACCAUGUUGAACGCGCAAUGGUUUUGUAAGACAUCCCCACCAAGCUGUAUCUCAGAAUGCAACCAGCUCCAUCUCUCCUUCCCAAGAGACAUUGGAGUGGAACUUAUUUCAUCUUGGAAGCAUGCUAAUAUUUUAAUAAAAUUUGAGAGAGACCUCCUGCUUGAACUUUAAUGAAUAAUAUACAACAUUCUGUUUGCUAGUCACAAAUUCUGCUGCUUUAAAUAGAGCAAGCUUGAUUACAUAUGAUAAUACAAUGUCAAUACCUUGCUCCACCAUCUAUUGCAAGUGGAAGCUCACUCCAUACUGUUAGAGUCCAAAAUGUUGUUCAAAUAACUUCCUUAUUGGUUUUAACAGAAAACUAAUCUACCAUAACAGAUUUGUGAGGCUGUGAAAACUAACACCAAAUGCCCUUUGUUAAAUGGAGGGUCCAGUUCAUAAAAUCAGUUUACUCUAAUGUUCCUGAUCUUCCCCUCUCAUUCACUGGCACUACUACUCCACUGAACUUGGUGGAGUCAUUCCUAAUGUGGACCAACCAGAGGAGAUUCAAGCCAAUAGAUUUUAGAUAGGAUAAUGCACUUUUCCAUAUACAGUCUCUUCUGCAGAUUGAAUCUCACUGAGUAGUAUUAGAUUCCUAUAGCAUAAGAUAAAUUUUGAAUAACUGCAACUGAACAACUUCUACCAAUUAUCCGCUGCAGUAUUGCCACCAAUGAAGUGGCUUUCUAGUAUGUAGUAUGUAUUUCCCAUUGGGACCACUGCCAUAAGCCAUAGUCCUUUAUAUACUGUUUGGAAUAUGCUUCAUUAGUACAUCAUUUAAACAUUUGCACUUUUAGAUUGGAUUUAAAAGCAAAGUAUUUUCCUCUGUAUGGAUUUAUUUGACCUCUUGAUUUUACUCAGCAGUGCAAAAUAAAAUCCAGAUCAUAUAACUGUUUCCACAGACAGACCCCAGCAACCACACUGUGUCCUGCUGAUUUAAACAGGGGACAGUCUUUUCUAAGCCAGUUACAGGAUCAGGGUCUGAGCUGGGGUUAAGCCCCAGGUAGGAUGAGCUAACUGCAUCCCUUGUGUAACUUCCACUUCUACACUGUAAGUUCCUGGGGACAAGGGUUGGGGCAGUGACAGAUUUGUUUUGUAAGACUCGCCCCCGACCCCAUACAUUGUCAGUACCAAAAGACAUCAUUGGUUUUAUCGUCAGCCAAAGAUGGAUUUUGCCCAAUAGAUGAGCAGGCCAAAACAAUACGAUUUGAGAGCCUAGGGGUGUUGUACAGCCUGGGUUGCAGAGAGCAUUACAUGGGCUGAUACUGCACAGAGCAGUUGUGGCAGGCAGCAUGGGCGACUGGUGCCUCCUGACCCUCCAACAACCAGGGGGAGGGGUGCCCCCUGCAGCUGAGUGUGCUGACCUGGAAGCAGCACUCCCUCGAAACUGGUUCUAAGAGGGAACGCUGCUCAGAAGUGCCAGCGGCACGCCUGGAAGGGCCAGGGAAGUGCCAGCAGUACUUCUCCUAGUGCCCCUGCUCCCACCUGCCCUCCCACCCACUGCCUAAGUGGGGAAUGCUACUGAGAGGGGGUGCACCAGUGCUCUCAGGGGGUGCACGUGCACCCCUUUGCACCCCCUACGUAUCGCCACUGGCAGGCAGCCAUCUAAAGGUAGAAGAACCAAUAAGGGAAAUCAAGAACAACCAACCUCUUCAGUUACUUGAGCCACACACAAAGGAGGGCCACCCAACACAGUCCAUGAUUGCUCCCCUACAGAAAAUGUGUAUUUUUAUUAUAUCAGAUAUUAUAUAACAAUGAUAUUGACAGCACUGAAACUAUAUUUUAAAUAUUAUAAGUGGAAGCUUUUUAUAAUAGACUAAAUAUAUGGAAUGAGCCCUAUAUUUUAUAAAAUAUAUCAACCUACAGAUAAAGAAAUAGAUCUAGUUGAUAUAAGAGUGAUCCUCUGCUUGCAUCUCAACCAAGAACUUUCCCCUCCUGCAUACGCUUACAUGUCUGCUUAACUUGUCUCACCUGAGCAGUUGCAUUGCUGUUCAAGUGAGAAAAGUUAUAUGCCUGCAAGAUGGAGGCUUUAGUCUCUCUCUCUCUUUUUUUUAUUCCCUUACACUGAACACCACCAAUGAAUUUAUUCUUAUAAAUGAUAUAGAAUAUAGCAAGUCCCAAUCAUGUGCUGUGACUUUCAGAGUGGUGAUAUGUCACAAGUAUAGUAUAGUCAUCCAGUUGUGCUAGUCAGGUUCUAAGAGGCUCUUGAUGAAAGUAUGCUGUAAAUCCAAAGCAAAAUCAAUCAGGACAUUUAUCCUAUUGCCUCUUAAUUUUCUUGCAAUUCCACCUAAAAUUACAGAAGCCUUAGCUUGUUUGUUUUUUGUACACACCGAUCAGCCAUGUAUUGUCAAUCUGAUUGACUAAUUUCAACUAAAGGGAAAAAAAGCCAAAUGAAAUAGGAAAAAGUGGGUUUUGUGACAACCCAGCAUGCCUCUUCUGUAAUGUGCUGUAUCAGCUAUGCCUCAUGAAAUGGUAGGUGCAGCCUGCUGACUCCUUGCAAUUUAAAGGCGCAGUACACAAAAACGAUUCAUGAAAGUUUUCUUUUACAUACAUCACAGUCACUGCAGCCAAAUUAAUUUCUGGGGUAACUCCACUGACUUCUAUAGAGUUACAUCAAUACUGAAUGUGGCUCGAUGCCACUUUUGGGUAUUAAACUAUCAGAAGUGCUUCACCUUCAUGUCAGCUGAAGAAAGAGCUGUAAUGUAUUUCUUUGUUUUGAUGUGUUUCCAAUAUCACUGUGCUGUACUAGCUGGGAUAUGUUAUUCCUGUCCUGGUCUUUGUAAGUGCUGUCUGCUGAGUAUGGCCCCUAUUCAGCAAGAUGUAUAAGCAGUCAGCUAGUCCCCUUUACUCCACUGGGUUCACUUGUGGACUAAGAGCUUUGAUCAAUUUGAGCCAGUUAGUGGCACUGCUGCUUUUCCUUCUAUUUGGGGGACCCAAAAGCUCCUUGUUCUGUAACUCUUACCAAUGCCUGUGGUUUCUGCAUAUGUGGGGUAACUACAAAAUACAAAGACCUGAUCCUGCUCCCAUGGAAAUCAAAUGGUAUAAUUCUCAGUAGCACAAGUGGAUGUGGGCGAGCAAGGCACCAGCCCUAAACAUUGACUUAGAGAGGGCUCAAGACUGGCAGUUGCCACCACUACUCCUGCUCAAAGAGCAAAAAUUGCUUAUUACACCUCUGAUACUUCCUUUUUAUUUUGGUCAUGCAGGAAUGGGGCCCAUGAGAGUACGAUGAUGUUUUACCUUGGGUUACUACCUCUCAGUUCUAAUUAAUAUUAUUGAUGGUUGAGAUAGGAUGAUUUGCAGAGUGACAUAACUGACAGCUAUAUUUUCAUGUACGCUUUACAGGGUAAUUGAUGCCAUUGCCCCUUUAUUAAAUCACUCUAGUUGUAAAUUCAAACUGUGACAGAAUAGCCUUCUCUAGGAAACCACGCUUUAGUGUUUGUAUGUGAUCCCAUGCUUUAUUUAGCAAAGACCUAUCCAUAAGCUGGUAUGCACUGAUGCACAGUAGGCCACUUUGUGAGCUGUGUAUACAGCAUGUGUACUCUGACUAAUGGAUGAAAGAUAUCCAGUAACUGUAAGAGAAUUGUAUUCUGCAUGGAAAUGUCUUUUGGUUUUGUUCUUUAUGUUCUCAGUGAAUGUUAGUUUGUAAACUUGCAAACCCUUCCAUGGUUCAUAAAUGAGGCUUGCAAUAUUUAUGGCAAAUACUACUACAGCUUAUUAAAUAAAACAUACUGUGCCAGUCUGAUCUCAUCCCAUCAUAAAUCAUACUGCCAGAAUGUGGAAAGUGGUUACCAUGCUGACUUCUAAGUCACUAUUAGAAUAUCCAUCAGUGCUAUCAGUUGUACAGAUUUUCUCAAAGAUGUAAAUAUCUUAUCAAUUUGUCUGACUUGUUUGUUUAGUUAUAAAUGUUAAACCACAUAAUCACGCCAGCAAUUCUUCAAAACAUUUAUAACAUGCAUUUUUGGCAAAAAUCUGUUAAAAAUAGGAUUGCUAUUAUUGAAGAUGCAAAAAAAAAAAAAUGUAAUGUGUCUGUCCAUGUUGAUGUUAGUUUUCCUGUUACUUUGAAAGCACUACAGUAUUGUGAGUAAACAUGAAUAAUGCCAGAUGUGAUCCCCUUGGUAUCAUAACAGAAACAGAAUAAUGAUACCACUGAAUUGUGACAUAUGUCAGCAUGUGAAUUAUGACCUGGGGGAAGCAGUAUGACAAUAUUUCUUCAUUGUGGAAGGAUCUUAAGGAAAUAUGGGCAAAAAAUAUAAAUCAUGAUAAGUAAAGCCAUUUUACUAGAGCAGCAAUGCAUAGUUUCACUGUUACAAUGCUAUUAUCCAAUGGCAAUUUUUAUGAUAUUUUGUUGAAUGGUUUUAAAGAUUUUUGUUUUAAUAAUAAAAUUAAAUAUAUACUGAAGGGUGUUCUUUUGUAGCCUAGGAGCUAAUCAUUUCUUUAAGGGAUACGUUCAGGCUUAAAAUUCUGGGUCAGGUUUUUAAAUGCAAGAUUCUGUUCUGAACAUGCACAUCUGUGUGUGUAUCUUGGCAGUGAACUGCUGAAUGGGUGCUGAGAACAUAAUAUUUUCAUGUUACUUAGACAUUCGUAUAUCUAAUUUAGAAAUAUUCAUGUGGGGGCAGUGGCAGGUGCCUCAUUCUGAGAUAUUUUAAUAAAAGUUGUACCUGGA